AAUAUAACAACUCGUGUUAAGACUAUGAGUGCCACCGCAUGUGUUGUGCGUAAAAUCAGUAGCUCUUUGAUCCCCAAAGUUAGACAUUUUAGUUCAUUAUAUUCCAUUACUUUGUCAUCUGGUACCAAAGAGACGAUGGGAAGGAAAAAGAGACGUAUAAGGAAUCAGCAGAAGAAGGAGGGAGGCGAUGGUAAAGACGGUGCUAAAGACAAUGGCAAAUGGCGUUACUCUAACAACAGCGGUCAAGCAGGAGCUGGAUACGCUAGCGUCGUCAUGAAUAACCCAGCCUUUGAAAAAUAUUACAAGGAGCAAAAUAUAGUGCCUGAGGGGGAGUGGGACCAGUUCAUGACUUGUCUAAAAGCACAUCUACCUGCAACCUUCAGGAUCACAGGAUUUAGAGGUCAAGCAGCCCAGGUGCUGAGGUACCUUAAAGGAGAAUGUUUCAAUGAGCUGCUGAAGUCUGAAGCAGAAGACGCAAAGGAAACAAGACCAUCGGCAAUACCAUGGUAUCCUGAUGACUUGGCCUGGCAGAUCGGCCUAAGCAGGAAGAACAUCCGUAAGAUGCCAACCUUGGAGAAACUUCAUCUAUUCCUCAUCUCUGAGACUGAGAGUGGUAACAUAAGUCGUCAGGAGAGCGUGAGCAUGAUUCCGCCUCUCUUACUCCAGGUCAAACCUCACCACAAGGUCCUGGACAUGUGUGCCGCUCCGGGGUCUAAGACGGCUCAGCUCAUUGAGAUGCUUCAUGCUGAACAGACCUUUGGAUGGCCAGAGGGCUUCGUGAUUGGUAACGACGAUGACAACAAACGCUGCUACAUCAUGGUACACCAGGCCAAGCGACUCAACAGUCCCUGCUGUAUGGUCGUUAACCAUGAUGCAUCAGUGUUUCCGCGGUUACAGGUUCCGGGACCAAACGGAGAGAUGACCAACAUUGAAUAUGAUAGGAUACUGUGUGACGUUCCCUGCGGGGGAGAUGGUACAAUGAGAAAGAACUGUGCCAUUUGGAAGAAAUGGACACCCCUUAGUGGUAUCAACCUUCACCCGCUCCAGCGAAGGAUCCUCCUAAGAGGGAUAGAGCUCUUAGCUGUCGGCGGACGCCUGGUCUACUCGACGUGUUCAUUCAAUCCUGUUGAGAAUGAAGCCGUCAUUGCUAGUGUCCUCAAACAAAGUGAAGGAGCUGUGGAGUUAGUGGAUGUAUCAAAUGAGCUUCCUGGACUGAAACGUCAGCCAGGAAGAACAUCAUGGAAGGUGAUAGACGACAAGGGUGAGAUCUUCACUUCAAUGGAGGAUGUUGAAGAGAGAGAACAGCCGGAUAAGAGCAGGAGAUAUAAACCUUCUUUCUGGCCUCCAUCUGAAGAGGACGCAAAGAAUAUCAAUCUAACUAGGUGUGUUCGCAUCCUUCCCCACGACCAAGAUACCGGAGGCUUCUUUGUGGCUGUCCUCCAAAAGACGCGGCCGUUACCAUGGAUGAAACAAGGCAAGGACAGUAGCCAAGAAAGCGCACAAGAAGACACCACUUCUGACCAAUCAUCUGCAGUGGAGACCAGUGAAACCAACAAACCAGGUGCAUCAACUCAUGAUACAAGCCAAGAGAGUACAACCAGCCAAGAGACUACAACCAGCCAAGAGACUACAACCAGCCAAGAGAGUACAACGACAGAAAACUCAGAACAAAAAUCAUCAGAUGCAAAUGGAUCACAAUCAGGACCUCCAGCCAAGAAGCCAAGGUUUUCGAACUUCAAGGAAGAUCCCUUUGUGUACUUCAAGGAGAGUGAGGAGAUCUGGCCUCCCAUCAAGAAGUUCUACGAUGUGGAAGACUCCUUCCCCAUCACUCAACUCCUGACCCGAUGCCACGUCGGCAAGAAACGUAACCUCUACCUUACCAACAAACUCAUCAAGGGCAUCUUGGAACACAAUAUAGAUAGGCUCAAGGUCAUCAACUCUGGGGUGCGUGUCUUGGCAAGGAGCGAUGCCCGCGAGGUGGCCUGUGAUUUUAGGCUUUCACAAGAGGGCAUCAAUGUACUGUACCCUUACCUGAGAAUGAGGAAGCUUACCAUUACAAGGGAGGAUGUGAUCACUCUCUUCUCCGAGGAAGCACCCUUCACCAAACACUUCUCAGAAGGCAUCAGGGAUAUACUGGAGGAAACACCCAUGGGAGCAGUCAUUCUCACCUACUACCCUAAAACAGAGAAUGGAGCGGAACCGGAGUCGCCGUUCAUCGUGGUAGCAUGGAGAGGGAAGACGUCCCUGCGCUCUUACGUCGCUAAGAACGACCGGCAGCACAUCCUCCGGAUGGUGGGAGGACCGGUCGAGGCCUACAAGAAACCAGCGAGGACUUAUACAGGAGAGAGCUCCUCUAACCCUUCUGAAAGCGCAGAAGGGAAGACGGAGGGUAGAGAGGGAGGUGACGGUGAUGCGGUUGUAGAGGAUGCAGUUGUUGUCGAGGAGGACGGGGCCGAGGGAGAAGAUGAAGGGAAGGAAGGAGAGGAUGGAGGGAAGGAGGAACAGGAGAAAGAUGAUGUGAUGGUAGUGGGCGAGGAUGGAAAUAAAGAAGAAGAGGAGAAGAAUGGAGACAAGUAGAGGAGCAUGUUGUUAGACCAUGCAGGUGUUGUCACAAAGGACGGGGAUGCGGGAGAGGAUGGAGGGAACGAGGAACAAGAUGAAGAUGACAAGAUGGAAAUAGGCGCGGAUUGAAGAAAGAGGAAGAGUACAAUGAGAAGAAUGGAAAUGAGUAGAAGAAAAUGAUCCUAAUGAUUACUGGGAGAGGAUGGCAGAAAGCAAACCUUUAUGCAGAGGGUAGCCUAGUCAGCAAAAAGGAUACAUUUGGAAAUUAAGAUGAUAUAAUGAAAGGACUAAUACAGAGAGACCAGUAAAUGGGCAUCUGAAACUGAAAAAGGGAAGACAAAGAUGGUUUGGUGACAUAGAAAGCACACAAAGGUCGAAAGAUCCAUUAUGGUAAAAAUUGGUGGAAAGAAUACUGAUUUAUGUGAAGGAAUACUGUGUAUUAAUGAAUACUGAUGUAUGUGAAAGAAAGGAAAUAAUCUAGGUGCGGAGAUCUCACUAGCACAUUGUCCAAAAUUGUAAACGAGUAGCCUCAAGUAAACAGAUAUUGUUUCAUGAUCAAAAGCACUUUUUAACCUUCUAUAGUAUACAUUACAUUACAGGAAACUGUUUGCCCUUUGUUGAAUUUAGUGAAUUAUGGCUCUUAAAAGCCUUCUGAUGAUAGUGAAAGAAUACUGAUAUAUGUGAAGGAAUAUGAAUAAAUGUGCAAGAAGGUAAUAAACAUACCUAGAAAUAGUAUCUUGCUGUGGAAAGCGUACAGGUAUGAGGAACAGACAAAUACAAGAUAAAAUACAAUAUCAAGAUAAUGGAUAUUGUUUCCUAAACCAAAGCUCUAGUGUUAAUAACCAUGGAUAGUGGUUUGAAUUCACGGUUUAUAAAUGUGUUUUUCCUGGGGACCUAGUGACGAGUUAUUCCAUUAACAUAUUAUUGAAGAAUGAACUACAAUACUUGGAAUCCAGUCUGCAUACAUUACUUGUUGCUAUGUCAGACAUCCCUUCAAGUUGUUAAGAACAACAAUUGUUUUUAAAAAUUGUGUAAAAUUUGAAUAUGUUAAUUAAUAACCUCUCUGUAGAGUACCAAAGGACUAACUGGCUGGAGCUGGGCAAAUUCAAUGUUUGGCGCUGAUGUGAUCAUCACGCCAUUGUUUAGCACAAAUUGUUUGGAAGUUUGGAACCAGCAACCUUGACAACUUGGCUAAUAUGACUAUUUAUGGUCCAGAUUAACUAAACAUAGCUUUGCAGCACCCCAGGGGAUAGUUUAGAAAAGCCAAAGUAUUUUGUGCAGCUUCUCCUUCAAAGUAUGCAUUGACAUGUUCUUUACCCUUGCCUGUAUUCUUGUCAAGAGAAUAUGCACCUAGCCCUAGGUAGUUUUUUUAUCUAUGAAAAAUCCCCCACGCUUGGUAUUAGUACCAAGGGUGUUCCGCAUAAACGCGGUCUCUGCAUGUAGUAUCUAUUUUUUUUAAGAAGAUUUAGACACAUAUUAUACUAAGACGAGAUCGUGUUUGUGCUACAGGAUUGCAUGACACGAGCUCCUGCAACAGUUGCUUCACCAACAAUCUCCUACACUAAAUGAAUUCCUAACUAAGAGAGCCAAGAUUGUGUAAUAAAGAAAAUAUCACAAAUAUUGCUUGUAAAUGAGCCUUUCUUGAAUCUGAGUUGACAAUACAUUGUCAUAUUUUCUUUUAAAGUGCACAACAUUAUUUUGAACCAGUAAGCAAUUGCAUUAACAAUGGGUAAGGUUUUUGACACAUAUUCAUUGCUUCAGCCCAAAUUUGGGUCAAGAGGAUUUUCUCAAUACUUUUUGUGGCAGCAUGGUUAGGAAUAAGUAUAUUAGUUACUCUUUAAAAUGGAAUAUAUUUCUUUGUCAAACAGGUUAUAACUUUUAAAUGGGAAUCUUCCAAACCUGGGUAUCCUUUUUUCUACAUGCACUGCACAUGACAAAAGUGAGCGUUAACUGUGAAUAUGUCACAUUCCACUGACCAAAUUGCCAAUCUAAAACUUCGCAUAGAUAUGGUGAUCCCAUUUUCCGAACAUUCAAAACUUUCUCAUUAAGCCUGGGUCACAAAUGCCUUUAUGAACUGUUACGAACGCCGUAUAAACGAUUUUCAGACAAUGGAAAAACAGGGAGAUUCGUACAAACCUUUGUGACCGUAGCAUUAUUUGCCUGAUUGAAUUCAAACAUUUGCCAUUCUGUUUCAAAGGUUGGAGUGUCCAUUAAAGUGGCCACGCACUGUUCAGGCAGAUAUUCGAAGGUAUCUUAUUUAUUAUCUAAUUUUCAUGAGCAAAGGGCGUCAGAUUUAGUGAAGUUGCACAGCUUUGUCUAGUAGCAUUCAGGGCCCCGUUGAACAAAACUUACCAUUGAUGAUAACUUUGCCACCAAUGGCAACUGCCAUGGAAACCUUGAUUUUGAUUGGCUGUUGAGCCCCGUUUUACCAUUGUAUUUGCCAUUGAUGGCAAAGUUACCAUCAAUGGUAAGUUUCAUGCAACGAGCCCUGGUAUUUUUUAAUAAAAUUUAAUUUCUCGAUACUGCUUUGUUUUUUAAUAAUUUUUAUGAGACCAUCUACUUUUUCUGUCUUUAUCAUGUUACAUGUAUUUUCUUCUUUUUUGAAAAACUACUAAGCCAUCUGAUGUAGUGAUCACAUAAUCUGUAUAAUCAAAAUGAUGUUAAUAAAAGUAUGCUAUUGAUGAAUUUUUAACAUAAAA
Strongylocentrotus purpuratus (purple sea urchin) is the source of this 5261-nucleotide messenger RNA. It is a transcript of the gene nsun2, whose product is annotated as tRNA (cytosine(34)-C(5))-methyltransferase. The record is from RefSeq and is a predicted model, not a curated record. The coding region runs from base 25 to 2577 and encodes 850 amino acids. Gene Ontology annotation, molecular function: tRNA (cytidine-N5)-methyltransferase activity; tRNA binding. Gene Ontology annotation, cellular component: nucleus; cytoplasm. Gene Ontology annotation, biological process: tRNA methylation. NCBI's taxonomy places the organism in Eukaryota, Metazoa, Echinodermata, Echinoidea, Camarodonta, Strongylocentrotidae. The transcript has 19 exons.